AUGAUCCUGUCCUAUAUCCUGCAUGGUCAUCUCCCGUACUAUUCCCCAAACCCCCCGCAUCCGGACCCUCUGCUCCACGGCAAACUGAAAGACUCCCCCGAACUCCUCGACGCCGAUGUCAACGCUUUGACGGAUCACUUUGCCGCCUCUCGACUCUCUUAUUCCACUCAAGCCCUCCCUGUAAAUGUCCUCCUCGAUACGCUCGUCCGUCCUAGUGUCGAUGUGGACGAGACAGAAAGCACUACCAAUGUUGAAUGGCGUUAUGCGCCGGAAAAGGCCGUUCCGCACCUGGUGUUUGGUAAUGCACCACAGCCUGGCGGUCAGUGGACUGACAACCCAAUGCCGUCGAGCUGGGAUAUCCAGACCUUGAGCUAUGCAACUAUGCUAUCCCUUCCGGGAUAUCCCUAUGCAGAGCACUACCGCAAGGUUACUGGGAAGGACCUUCCUGCAUAUACCCGACCCAGCCGAUUGGAGAUUGCAGACUAUUUUCGUGCAUACCCCGAGGCAGUGAAAAUUGACGACGCGUUCCGGUCUCAUGAGACCUUGGCUAACAUCUCCAGAACGGAGCGUGGAUUCUACAUCCAAUCUCAUAACAUCUAUUGCAAACAUCUGGUCCUGGCAAGCGGGAUCUUCUCUGAGGUAUUAAGACCUCUUCCAAUGCUUUCCCCUUUAUUGUCGCUUCAACCGACGCCAGAUGUUCCCUUCCUUGUCAUUGGGUCUGGAUUUUCAGCCGCAGAUGUUAUGAUCUCAGCACCGAAAGAUCAGAAAAUCUUGCAUGUUUUCAAGUGGGAUCCGGAAGGUCGACCAUCCCCUUUGCGCGGCUGUCAUCAGCAAGCGUACCCUGAGUAUGCUGGUGUAUACAGACUGAUGAAGCGGGCAGCGUCGGCCACGCAGCCGACCACCACAAAACGUUCCAAAAACAGAAGAGUGACGUCUACACCUUUUCUAGAAAGCAGAAACUGGGGCGAGGUCUAUGAAGGACUCCCUAAUAUAGAGAUCAUACACGUCGAACCGCAAGGCGAUAUGGCUACAGUAACAUUUCGCCAGCCCGAUGGGACAAUCUUGUCUCAUCAAGUUCGUGGCUUGGUUUAUGCUACUGGUAGACGAGGCACACUGGGCUAUCUCGAUAAUCCCUUGCUCUCAGAAGUACUUGGUUACGAUGUCGGGACUGAGAUAGAUCCCGCCAUCUCUAGCCAAACUCUACGUGGGAAGGCAUUUGAGAACAUGGAGGUUGCCCGAGAUGUCUUCAUCAUUGGUAGCCUCACGGGUGACUCCCUCAUUCGUUUCUCCCACGGAGGCUGCAUCCAGACCGCGGGCAGAUUGAUUCGCGCGUACGCCGGCGAAGAUGAGACGGGUAGCACAUGCAGCAGUUCUUUCACUGCUUCCAGGUCUAUUGGACCUUCUCUUCCUGUUAUGAAUGGGAUUGAUGGCCACGACGUUUAUGCUAACGGGAACAAGCAUCGCCGACUAGAAACUAGCGAUGUUCCUAGCACCUCUAGGACUGAGAACCUUGGCCUGGUCGAAUGGCUGAGGUCGUUAGUGCGGAUGUGGCAAUGA
Messenger RNA from Aspergillus wentii DTO 134E9, 1557 nucleotides. RefSeq lists its product as uncharacterized. The transcript has a single exon. Lineage: Eukaryota; Fungi; Ascomycota; Eurotiomycetes; Eurotiales; Aspergillaceae. The coding region runs from base 1 to 1557 and encodes 518 amino acids. The record is from RefSeq and is a predicted model, not a curated record.